AUGGCACCAUCUUUUCUGGAAAUUCCAGAUCUUCCGAUGGAAAUGAUAAUGAAUAAUUUGGAUUUUUUUGCAAUUCAAUCAGUUCGCAAAACUUGUUGGGACCUUCGGAACUUUAUUGAUGACAAGAAACCAGGAAUCUACAUGGAGCAAAUUAAUUUGCGUGCUAUAAGUGACGACGGAUACGAACAUAAAACUGUGGAAAACUUGAACUUUCUGGAUGCCGUUCUUCAUGAUUUCAAAGUUGUCCUAAACUCUCAAAAGUCAAUAUUCGAGAAGGUCACAGUAACUUCAAAGACGUUUUUUGAAAAAUUCGAAGAAACGAUGAAAUCACAAAAACCAAUAGCAACUGAACGUAUGGAUAUUUACGGGGAGUCUCUGGAACAAGGCCGUCAAAUUAUGCAGCAUGCGGACCCAAAAUAUCUCAAGAAAAUCAGCAUCUCUAUGAGUUCACCAAACAAUGGCGAGUAUGUAGAGUAUCCCAUCAAUAUUUUUGAAGCUGUGAAGUUUGAAUCGUCAAAAAACAUCCAUAACUUCUCUCAUUUCGCUACGACCUCUAUUCAGUUGGAUAAUCUAGACGUGGAGACGUUUCGAGCAAUAAAAGAGGUUUGUCUGUUCGUCCAGAUGUCCAUCUAUAUAAACUUGUUCAGAACUUUCUUCGAUUGCAUGAGAGUGCGAUAA
Caenorhabditis remanei is the source of this 678-nucleotide messenger RNA. RefSeq lists its product as uncharacterized. Gene Ontology annotation, molecular function: protein binding. The transcript has 3 exons. The record is from RefSeq and is a predicted model, not a curated record. Gene Ontology annotation, biological process: innate immune response. Lineage: Eukaryota; Metazoa; Nematoda; Chromadorea; Rhabditida; Rhabditidae. Bases 1 to 678 code for a protein of 225 amino acids.